AUGAAAAAUUAAAGUGAAAAAAGUUUUGAAUUGAGCAAAGAUCAAUUCUAUCAAACAUUUAAGCCUUUCGAAUACAAAAACAAAAAGAAUUCCCCUUUCACCAUUUCAUAUUUAAGCAAAAAAUAGAGUGAAUCAUAUUGGAUUAAGAAAAGAAAGAUUCAAGGAAUUUACAAAGAUUUUUUUAUUCAAGAAAUUAGAAAAGAAAUAGAAAUUUAAAGUUAUUUUUAGAAUAGAAGCCAAAAAAUUAUGAAAAUUAAAAAUUUUACUAUAUUUGAAAGUAAGAAUAAAUCAAUUGUUAUUAUUGCAUAUAAUAAUGAUGAGUAUUGUGUUCCAAUAUUAGAAUACUUUCAGAGUAUAGAGAGAGGAUAAAGUAGGAAAAUAUAAUUGAGUAAAUAAUUGUUAGAGAUUCAUGAAGAAUUAGAAUAAAAUAAAAUUUAUCAUCAAAAUAUAAAACCAAAUAAUAUAUUCUAUUUUUCUGGCGAAAUUAUCAUUACUGAUUUUGGAAGUAAUAGAACAUUUCAAUAGAAUUAUAUUUCAUAGUUUAGCAAAAUUUCAGAAAAAUAAUGGCAGGAUGAAUAUUAUUAUUAUAAUCCUAAAAUAAUAGUAGACAUUAUCUAAAAUUAAACAGAUUAUGAUAUGAGAAUAGAAGAAUUAAAUAAAUUUUAAGAGAUAAUGAAAAGAUAAAAUAAAUUUGAGAAAGUUCUUAAUAAUCCUUAAAAUUCUAUGAAUUUAGAUGCUUGGGCUAUUGGAGUAAUAAUAAUUUAAAUAUUUUUUCCAUAAAAAAUUGAAAAGAAUAAUAUUGAAAAAUUCUAUGCAUUGAACACCAAAGAAUUGGAAAAUAAGAUAAAUUAAAUAACUCAAUUUGACAAUGAAUUAGGUUAAGGUUUGAAGGAUUUGUUUUUUCCUGAAUAAUAAUAAUAAUAAUAAUAAUAAAAAUAAAAAUAAAAAUAAAAAUUAUCAUUUCAAUAAUAAAUAUCGUAAUCUAACAAUAAUUUGAAUAUAAAUAGAUCUUUAAUUAUUUCCUAAAUUAUUCCGCAAGAGUCCAAACUUAAGAGUAUCAAAAUAUAAGUAGGCUUUCAAGAUGAAUAAAGAAAGAAAGUAGUUGCAAUUUAUGAGACUUGUUAAGUAAUGGAUUAAUUUGUCAUUUAAAUACAAGAUAAAUAAAAUCCUAAAUUGGAAAUUUUCUAAAAAGAAAAGAAUAUUUCAGAAAAAAGUAGGAAAAUUUUGGAUUUUCAUAUUCUCCUUCAACUCUAACUUUCAGAGGCUUAAUCCUAUUUAAAUGAUCUUAAGAAUUUAAAGAAGGAAUUUGAGGAUGAGAGGACUGAAUUAUUAAGAAGUGAGAAAAGAUCAGAUACAAAUAAAGUUUAACUAGAAAGUCUAGUAGAGGUUAUUUAAAAAAUUGAAGAAACCAUUUUUCAGGUAGAAAAUAGGAUUUAAGCUCUAAAAUAUUUUUAUAAUUAUUAAAUGGAAACACCAGAAGAAAAUAUCAUUUAUUAUUAUAAUCUAAAAGAAAUAAAUAUGGUUUAAUGGAAGAAACAGUUUUAAAUUAAGUGUGAAUAAACAGAAAACAAUACAAAUUAUUAAUAAUAGCAAUACUUUUCAUAAAAAAAAAUAAAAGAUUUAAUAAAACUAAGAUAAAAAGAACUUAAAAUAGAUGCUCAUCUUUGUGUUAAUAUGAAUUAAAAGGAAUAAGAAAUAGUUUCAAUUUAUUAUUUAGAAAAAUGUUUUAAUGUAUAAAAAGAACUUCUUGAAAAAAAAUAAUCACAAAAAGAAUAAUUAGAUGUUGAAUAAUUUCCAUUUAAUUUAUCAUUAAAAACUAGAAGAAAAGUAGACAAAUUCAUUAAUACAAAGUAAUUUGAAUUUUUAUUAGAUUAUACUGAAUUUAAUUCCCUUUCUGCAAAACUCAGAAAUCAAUAUUUAAAGACAUUGUUCAUCUGUUUAGAUGAUAGAAUAAAAAGAAAUGUUUAAAGUGAGGUUAAUUAAUUGCUGUCAGCAAUAAAUCGUAUAUAUCCUUUACUUAAUUCCAAAUUCAAAUAAAAAAAUGGAAAAAACACUGUUAGAGUAAAAUUGCAACCUGAAAUGUUACCAUAGGAAUUAUGUAAGUAAAUAAAAUAGUUUUUUUAAUAAAAAUACAGCUUCAAAAUUAACUACGAUUUUUAGUAUUUGGAAUUACUAAAAAAAUUUGAUGAUAUUAAAACUUAAAAAGACUAUAUUGGAUUUUUAGUAAAUGGGAAACCUCAUGGUCAAGGGUUUAAGAGGAUAAACGAAAAUAUAAUGUAAUUUGGAAUAUACAGAUAUGGACAGUUAAUAUGGGGUAGGGAAAUUGUCAAAGUUGACAAUUAUAUUAACUAUUAUAAAGGAUAAUUUAAGGAUAAUAAAAAAUUUGGUGAAGGAGUCUUUAAAAGAUAUUUAUUUAGUGAAAUAGAAGGAAACCUAUUUUUUUAAAAGCCUAAUUAACCCUAAAAUUUAUGA
Paramecium pentaurelia is the source of this 2472-nucleotide messenger RNA. The record is from the annotation of a GenBank genome assembly. Lineage: Eukaryota; Ciliophora; Oligohymenophorea; Peniculida; Parameciidae.